UGGGGCGGUGCCGCGCAGAGGCGGCUGGGCCGCAGUCCAAGAUGGCGGCGCUGCAGUUUGGGGGCGCGGGUGGCGGAGUCGAGGAAGCGGCCCUGAGCGGCGGCGGGGGCGCUGGCAGCGGCAGCAGCUUCGGGGUGGCGGGGGCGGCCGAGGCCUUCCCCAAGGACUUUGGCUACGGCGCUGACGAGGACGGAGAAGACGAGGACGACGACGCCGAGGACGAGGAGGACCCCCGCCGGCGCCACCUCCACCGCGGGGCUGAGCUGGGCGGAGGGGGAGGCGGCGGGAGCGGGGGCCCCGGAGGCGGGAGCGGAGGCGGCGGCGUCGGGCUGGGCUCCGGGGGCGGCGACUCCUCCAAGCAGCCCCGCAUCCUGCUUAUGGGCCUGCGGCGCAGCGGGAAAUCCUCCAUCCAGAAGGUCGUGUUUCACAAAAUGUCUCCCAAUGAAACCUUGUUUCUGGAGAGUACCAACAAGAUCUACAAGGAUGACAUCUCAAACAGCUCUUUUGUCAACUUCCAAAUAUGGGACUUCCCGGGCCAAAUGGAUUUUUUUGAUCCAACAUUUGAUUAUGAGAUGAUCUUCAGGGGAACCGGAGCCCUGAUCUACGUGAUUGAUGCUCAGGAUGACUACAUGGAAGCUUUGACAAGGCUCCAUAUUACAGUUUCAAAAGCAUACAAAAUCAAUCCAGAAAUGAACUUUGAAGUUUUUAUUCAUAAAGUUGAUGGCUUAUCAGAUGACCAUAAAAUAGAAACUCAAAGGGAUAUUCAUCAGAGAGCCAAUGAUGACCUUGGUGAUGCUGGGUUAGAAAAGCUUCAUCUUAGCUUUUAUUUGACUAGCAUCUACGAUCAUUCAAUAUUUGAAGCCUUCAGUAAGGUGGUACAGAAGCUCAUUCCACAGUUGCCGACUUUGGAAAACCUGCUAAACAUCUUUAUAUCAAAUUCAGGGAUUGAGAAGGCUUUCCUCUUUGAUGUUGUCAGCAAGAUCUACAUCGCAACAGACAGUUCCCCCGUCGACAUGCAGUCUUAUGAGCUCUGCUGUGACAUGAUUGACGUUGUCAUUGAUGUGUCUUGUAUAUAUGGGUGGGCAAUGCCGCUAGGGUCCUCCUCAUCCGCACUCAUCCCGCACACACCUCUUAGUGCGACUAGGAUUGCUGAUCGCUCUGCCUGUGCAGCGGAGGGCAGACGCUCCCUGAACAAACCUGGAAGACUUAAGGAAGAUGGAAGUGGGAGUGCUUAUGAUAAAGAGUCGAUGGCAAUUAUCAAGCUCAAUAACACAACCGUCCUCUAUUUAAAAGAAGUGACCAAGUUUUUGGCACUGGUGUGUAUUCUUAGGGAAGAAAGCUUUGAACGCAAAGGUUUAAUAGACUACAAUUUCCACUGCUUCCGCAAAGCCAUCCAUGAGGUCUUUGAAGUAGGCGUUUCCUCCCAUCGAUCCUGCAACCAUCAAGCAAACAUUCCUGGCCUAAAAGCAGUGACUCAUAAUGGCACCCCUAGAAACGUCGUCUAGAGGAGAACAAGACUCAGAUGGCCGAGUGCUUGUCUGCCCCACCUUGGUAUGUCUAGGGGCAGUAGAGAACUGGCUGUGUAAACUCGUGUGCAUUCCGCAAGAGGAGACCGACCUUGCCUGGUGGAGCGGCAGCACGAGCGGGCCUGGCGAAGCCGACGUGUCCAAGUCGCCCUUGGAGACUGAGAGUGGCUGUUUCCAUCUUCAAGUGGUAGCGCUUUUUGUCCACAGUACACCCACCACCUCCUCCUCCUGCACCUGGACAUCUCCCUUGGAAUGAAGAAAGGCAUGGGGUUAUUCCAAAGCUGAGCUGAAGCGACACUUUUACGUUUUUAAGCCUAGAUAGUGUGGGUUCAUUUGUGUUUCAGCAAAGUUGGUGACUUUACUGUAGAGGUUCAGAAACAUAAAUGUUGCCGUUUGCGGCUUCAUUUAGCACCAUCUCAAACAUUCCAUGUGAUUCUUUAGUUGUCAGUUUCCACUAAUAUCUGAAAAAAUGGUUCCAUGUUGUGCGAGCUGAAUGCUGUGCUGUGCCAGGCUUCCGGAUGACCCAUAAAGCAAAGGUUCCAAGAAGGGUGUGCUUCUGCUCUAACCUUUUUGUUUGAGAAUAUAAUAAAGACAAGGUUUAGUAACCUUUAUUUCUUUGCUCAUAACUGCUUUACAAUAUGCUUGUCUUGGAUUCUCAAACUUGUGACAACCCAAUUAACGAGUUGCUGGUAAGAGUUCAUCUACUUGUUGUUAAGGUAAAAUGACCUAAAUUUUGCUCAGUAAUAUCUCAGUUCUCAGUGUUCGGUUUUUGGAAGGCACAAGAUGGCAUUGAGAUGAAUUUUGUAAAAUAUGUGUGACUUUGGAAAUCCUGGCUGCCCUGAACUUGACUUUGGUUGCCAGAAUUUGCCGUCGCCCCUCAACCAGGCAAGGAAGAUUCUUUUGCCCCAAGGCUAGCAAAGUGUGAAAGCCUGCCUGAAUGCCUGGCACAAUUCCCUAGGAGGAAAGGUUAUGUCUUUGUUGUGUGAAUCUCUUUUUUGUGGAUUUUUGCGUGCAUCAGUUUGCACAGGUUCCUCUUUCUCUGAAGAAGCAACACUUCUAUAUCCCGAAGCCUUCAGACCUGUGGCCUACCUGUGUGUCAGGGUGAAACUGCUGAAGGGUCAGCAACAGGCUGGCUAGUGCUGUCUGCAGCGGAUGGUGUGCUUUGCAGGAUAUCUCCUUGAGGAAGGAGUGUCUUCAUGUGACUGACGUCUCAUUGGACUGCAUUAAUAAAAUGCAUUUAUCCCA
This is a messenger RNA of Hemicordylus capensis (graceful crag lizard), 2771 nucleotides long. It is a transcript of the gene RRAGC, whose product is annotated as Ras related GTP binding C. The record is from RefSeq and is a predicted model, not a curated record. The coding region runs from base 42 to 1505 and encodes 487 amino acids. Gene Ontology annotation, molecular function: GTPase activity; GTP binding. NCBI's taxonomy places the organism in Eukaryota, Metazoa, Chordata, Lepidosauria, Squamata, Cordylidae. Gene Ontology annotation, biological process: cellular response to starvation; regulation of autophagy; positive regulation of TOR signaling. Gene Ontology annotation, cellular component: Gtr1-Gtr2 GTPase complex; nucleus; lysosome. The transcript has 8 exons.